Linum trigynum is the source of this 1430-nucleotide messenger RNA. The record is from the annotation of a GenBank genome assembly. Lineage: Eukaryota; Viridiplantae; Streptophyta; Magnoliopsida; Malpighiales; Linaceae.
CAGUCACCUAUUUCUUCUUCUCGAUCGUUUCCCUAAUUCUGGUCGGCGAUUUCUUUCGCAAUGGGUCUGCUCAUCAGCUCCUUGUCAACCAUUGGCGCAAAGCAGCUUGUGCCGGCUUGGACUGCUGAUGAUGCAGAGGAAUCGAUUACGGAGCAUGAUCAGAUUCUGAGAUAUGCACUGGAUUCUGAGCUCUCACCAGAGGAGGUAUUGUUUCGAGACGUGAAGAAGGAAAGGAUCUUGAGACGGAAGGAUCUGCUAGAACUUGUUGGGGAGUCUAGGGUGCUCACCACGACGUGUGACCUCUACAUCGACCACAUAAACAAGAGCUCGCUAGCAUCUAACGGGCACUUCAAGAAGUUCAUCUUCUGGACCACCCGUACGGAAAUUGAGAAUGAAGAUGGUGGCAGUAAGAAGGAUGGCGAUAUUGGUAAUCACUCGUUCCAAGCAAGUGAAAAGCAUUUGCCGACCAGCUUCUACUUGCCAUUACCAGAGGGGAAGAUCAAUGAUGCCCACAAAUGUGAGCUUUGGUGCAUCCCCAUAUCGUAUCGAGGGCAUGCCAGGGCGAUCGUCAUAAACAUCAAGGAGGCCCGCUACGAGUAUCUAGACAGCGGCGGGCCUGACAAAGAAGCAGAAUUCUCGACAAUGGACAACGACUUGCAUGACAGAAUCUUGGAUGUGGCCACUAUGUACAUCAAUUGCAUGCGACGGCAAGAAGGCGACAUGAUAAUAGACUUCUCCAACUUCAAGUUGACAUUCCCUCUCGUGCCUAGCCAGCCUUCUGGCUCCCUAUCGUGCGUGAUCUACAUGCUGCGGUUCCUGGAGGAGUGGGAUGUCGACGAUGGCAGAGUGGAUCGUCGUCUGCCCAACAAGUUCGAAGGUUGGGACGAGGAGUCGUGGCAUGUCGAGGAGAGGAUGAAGAUUUGUACAUCCAUUCUGACGGAUCAAGGCUCCAAUGGCGUUCUUGAAGAGGUCAACCAAAGGGCGCAAGAAUGGCAAACAACUAAAAGAAGGAAACUGACUACUCAUCUUCUUCCUUUUUCUUUUCUUUUCCCCAGUUCAGUUCUGGUCGACAAACUGACUCUUGCCCUAGCUAAUUUCCGUUCUUCCUCGUGGUCAUUCUUCCGCCAAUGGCUAGAAAUUCUUGUAUUCAUAUAAAAAAGUGAAGGGUCUACAAGAAGUGGACUAGUUUCACGAAAUCUUUGCAGCGCCUCUAAAUAUGUUAAUUUUUGUUCUAGUAUUAUUGUACAUUGUUUAUAUUUUUUUAUAAACUGACAUAAAUCUAUUAAAUAUACUAUUAUAUUAAAAUGAUGUAUAAAACUCCGUACAUAUUAAUACCGUAACAUAUGCAUGUGGAUCAAACAUGCAUACACUAACCAAAUGAGAAAGGGAUGAGGUUAAGAAGUACAAAUUAGUAAAAUAACAAGAUUUAG